AUGCAGGAGGAGGAAAGCACCCAGACAGGCUCGCAGCGGGCCUUCAGCGUCCUGGAUCGCCUGCUGCUCACUCACCCCGUGUGGCUGCAGCUGUCGCUCAACCAAGACUCCGCCCUGUAUGUGCUGCUCAGAGAGCCCGUUGGGACCUUUUUGGUGCGGAAGUGCAGCUCCAGCCAGAGGAAGGUGCUGUGUUUGAGAGUGGCAGCCGACCGGAGUGCCUCCUCUGUCAAGGAGUGCUUCAUCUGUGAGGAGGACUCCACGUUCGCCUUGGAGAGCUCAGCACUCAGCUUUCCGGACUUGUGUCGUCUGGUGGCCUUCUACUGUAUCAGCAGAGAUGUACUGCCGUUCCCUCUUCAGCUACCAGAGGCCAUCGCCAAAGCCACAACACACCGGCAGCUGGAAGCCAUCUCACACAUGGGGCAGGAUUUCUGGAGUGCACCAAGCGCUGUAGACAUCCAAAAUGGCCCUCUGGGGUCCAUUGCAUCCACCAGCGGCGCCAAUGCCCAAAUGGCGGGAACUCAAGACCGAUGUUCCCUGUUCAUGCGAGGCAAACAAGGCAAGGUCUGCUUCAUCAACCCCCUGUUUCUUCAGCUGGAGGUUUGCAAGCAGCCGCAGCACACGAACCACAGCGCCUCCAACAAGCGGCACCGCUUCAAGCGCAGCAUGCGUCUCCGGCUCUCGGAGUCCUCCAUGAAUCUGUCCCUCGAAGGGGUCGGCUCCUUCUCGCCGCCCCCGUCACUGGAGCAGCCCGGAGGAUCGGAGGGGCUGCAGAAAGCCAGCCCAAAUCCACAGAGACGAGUUCACGCAGGGGCCGGUGUCCUGAGGAGAACCCCCGCCGUGUCGCCGGGCUCAGCAGAGGAAGACGACAUGAUGGCCAUAUAUGUGCCACAGACAUCUGCUGCUGCUGCUGCUGCUGACGAGACACCCAAGUUCCAGCAAGAGGCGGGAAUCGAGGGAACGGUUCUGGGCUUGGAGCGCCGUCCGGCUCCGUCCCUGGCUGAACUUGACAGCUGCAGCUCCUUCAGCAGCAUGGACGACGAACACGACUCCGAUUCAGAACCCGAAAGCAUGGCCCAAAUCCAGACAAACACCUUCCACCGCCCGCCGCUCGUCCGCUCCCGAGGCCGCGGCGGGAUGCAUCGCAUGAGCGAAGCUUUCGUGUGCUUUUUCGCGCCCGACAAGCGCCUGACCCGGCUGGUGGAGGAGCUGGCCCGAGACAGGCGCUCGGUGUUCGGGGGCAUGGUUCAGGACUUCCUCCAGGAACAGAGGAAGGUGCUGAAAAGUUUGCUAAGCUCCGCGUCACCGUCUCUCGGUGUAACUUCGGUGCAGCUUCUGCAAAGUCUGCGCCUCUUCCUGUCGCAGGCGAAGUGUUGCUUGCUGGACAGCAGAGAACUGGAGCCUCCCAUUGAAACCCUAGUGCCAGAAAACGAGAAAGACCUGGCGUUGGAGCGGGCCAUGUUCUCCUGCAUCCUCAGGCCUUUGAAGUGCCACCUCGAGAAAGCCCUGACCUCUUUCCACAGUCGCGACGGCUCCACCCAGUGCCUCACGCAGAACCUGCUCCGCCUGAAAGGGAACGGCGCCAUGGAGCGGCUCGGCGUGCGUACGGGGGUCCCGGACGCCCGAGAGGUGGAGAGGGUGAAGCAGAAGCUGAUCCUGAUGCAGCGGACCCACUCGCCCAUCGACAAAGUGCUCUUGCUGCUCCAAGUGUGCAAGUUCGUCCACAAGGCAAUGGGGACGUUACACGGACAGGACGUCAGCUGGGAUGAUUUCCUCCCUGCUCUGUCCUAUGUGAUAGUUGAAUGUAACAGGCCUCACCUGCUGGUGGAGGUGGAGUACAUGAUGGAGCUGCUGGAGCCCUCGUGGCUCGGUGGAGAAGGUGGGUACUACCUGACCAGCGUCUAUGCUAGCCUGUGUCUGAUCCAGAGCCUGGAGCAGGAUCAACCGUUCUCCGGCUGCCUGACGCCACAAGUGCAGGAAGCCCUGAAGGAGUGGAGCUGCAGACGGACCCUGGAGGCCCAGAAACAAAAGGAGACCCAGCAGAGCCAAAGGUGCGUUCGGAUACUGUUCCAGGACGGGGAGCGGAGCGCCGUGCGGACGUUGCAGUGGAGAGCCGGCGAGACCAGCCAGGCCCUGGCACAGCUGUGCGCCUCCACCUUCGGAGUGUCCGACCCACAGCAAUACACACUGUUCUGGCGCAGCGGCGGCGAGAUGAGGGCCCUGCCGCCCCAGGCCCAGCCCCAGGACCUGGCCAGCCACAGCGAGGGAGGGCCCUCGCUCUCCUACCUGAGGACCGACCACGACUUCAGCAAGAUGCGGCGGCUCACCAGAGGUGGUGCCGUGGACCUGAGCGAGUCGGUGUGCGAGGAGUGAGUGGGAGGCACAGAGGAAGCAGCAGGAGGAGGAGGAGGAGGAGAUGGAUGGAUGGAUGGUGGGUGUUUUUCUCUGUCUCUUACUCUCUCUCUCUGUGUCUCCUCUCUCCGGCGGUGCGCUGUGCCUCGUCACGGGUCGGGACUCGUCGUGAAAAGCGACGGUCCUGAUCCUCCGUCCUGAUCCUGAACGGACCAGAGCAAAAAGCAGAGACAACUUGCUGAGAGUUGUUGUGCCGCGCAUUGAGGCCGCUUGUGUUAAAAGGAGUGUGCUAUUUUGUGACAUGGAAAAUGUGUAAUAAAUGGAUUUGAUUGUUUCUUUUUUUGUUUUUUUUUUCCUGCAACAUGAACCCAGAGUUGUACCAUGAAGAGAUUACAUCAUUAAGAGACGCCGAGGCUCGAAUCCAAAGAACACAAAUUCUGAGAGACUACUGUUGCCUGGAAACAAAAAACCACUUCCUGUACGCACUUAGGGAGGCAAAUUGUCCACCGUGGUGAUGUAACCCUUUCACAUUGUAAGUCUGGGCUAAGUCUUAAAGACACUUGGAUGUAUUAUUGCUUCACUUUCUGUGCAAAAAAAAAACUGCAGAUGUUUCUCGACCUUUCUGUGGUUCCCUGAAACGUGGCCUCGCAAAAAAGAAAGUGAGAUGUGUUGCGGACAAGACCGAACUGCAGUACCAAAGUGACAGAACAUGCAUCAUCAGGGUUUUUGAAAGAAGUGAGAUUUGAAAUCAGCUGUGCAUAAGAGUCUCCCACAGAGGUGGCUUUAUGCUUGCCUGCUGGAGCGAAGGCACAGACUCCCCUCCUUGUUUUCAGUUUCUCACAUGGGUUUUUUUUUUUGCUGGUGGAAUAACGAGAAAGUGGGAGGAAGGUGGCAGAAAAGCUUCAGUUUUUUUUUCUUAUUUUUUAUUUUUAAGAUCCUCUCCACACUAACCUGGAUAUUUUUUGCCAAACUAAUAUUUUGUCUUCUUCUUUUGCAUCUCUUUGCUAGGGAAAGGUAAUAUGGACCUAAAAUUUUAUAACAAUUUCUUAAAUUUGCUGCAAUAAUGAUAAUGGUAAAGAAACAGUUAAACAUUCCUGACAGGCUUUUUCCCUAAUUCAUUGCACCGGUAGGUAGUAAGGCAACAAUACAAUUAAAUACCACACAGUGUUUGUGUUCAAUAAUUUACUUCUUUUUAAUAUUUUGUCAUUUAUCAACACUCAUGCAACCAACCGUGGAAAGUAUGGAAAAGUUAUAAUCCGAAGCAUGCCGUCUCUUUUUGAGGUAUGCGAACAUUGGCAUUCGUUGUUUUCACCUUAAAUCACAAUUCUUAACUUGACAUUUUUCCCUUUGAUACCAAUAAAUAAAUACAACAACAGCCCAUUCCAGUCCCAUCAUGUUUUGGGAAAACAACAGAGAAUUUGAACGUGACUCAUUAAAGUGCAGAGUUUUAGAAACUGGUCUACCUAUGCUGGUGUUUGAAUCUCACUUUGCACACGUCCCUGUUUGGGUUUCUGUGAUUGAAAUGAGUGGAAUAGUUUAUGGGAGAACCUUAAAGGCAAGAACGUACUCUGCAGGAGAUUUGUUCUCUCUCCCAAAAAAGAUGACUUCUUUCUUUUUCUUGCUGUUUCUUCUUGACGCGACAUCUAUGACGAACUUCUUGUCCCGUAUAAUGUCUGAGAGCUAUUAAGUGAUUGGUCAGAAAUCCAAAGUGGGUAUGGUUAAUUGGGAAAAGGAGAAAUGUAGAUAUGUCUACUUCUCCCAAGUGUGGACUUCUGCAGUUGAAAUCAUUGGGGGAGAAUGAUAGAAGCCGAUUCACGCUUCACAAGAAACAAAAAAUAAUAACUUCACCCAAGAUGGCAGGAUCAAGAACAACUUUCUUUCUUGGUCUGGAAAUGGCAUCCUCAUCAAACCACUUGAUAAGUCCACACCAGCAGAAGUGUUGCUUUGCACUGACAAUGCCCAUUUCAAAUUUCUGGCCAAGUGCCGAACUUCAGAGAAGUUUAAAGAAACGUUUAGAGAAAUUUCUUUCCUCUCCUAGGGUUUCAGGAAAUCAAUAAUUAAAUUAUUUUUCUGCAGCCCUGGAGUUCUUACAGCUUGUUCUCAAUUGUUUGGGCAGAAUUUUGUUUCCUACUUUGGUGACUAUUGGUCAGAAGUUUGCAGUAGUCAAUACACUUGACUUCCUGGAAAGUUCUGCACUUCAGUGUCUUGUGAAGUAUGAAAUGUAAACAGUUAUUUUUCUUUCUAAAUUUAUUAACCGAACAAAUUUAUCAUGUCUUACAGAGACCUUUAGCCUAGCACUUCUUUAGCCAUGCUCAGGAUCUCCUUCUUUUGAUUUUUCUGAUAAUUACAUUAUUGCCACCUGCUGGUGAAAUCUUGACAUUACAACCUUGUUAAUGGGUUAGAAAAUGGUGAAAGUUGUAACUGGGGCCAAAAUUUUAUCAGGGAGGGGAAAAAAACCCCAAUCUGCAACAAAUUGAUCAACUUACUGACUGACUUGCGAAUGUAUUAAAUAAUAUUUUCCUGCAUUCAUUCCAUUUAAAAAAAAAAUGCUCUGAGUUGUGUUGUUUCUCUUGGCCCAAGUGUAAGAUGAAGUGUUGUGUUCUGACAAACAAAUCAGGACCUCAUGAGGACUGGAAGAAUGUAAAUGUCCUCGUCACACCAGCUUCUGGGACUCCUGCUGCAAGUCAUCAACGUCAACAGACUGUUUGACUCAGUGUCACUUUCAAAUAUAUAUAUAUCUAUCAUAUUGUGAAUUUAAAGCUAAAAUUGAAAUUGUUCAGUUUGUUGUGUGGAUAUGAAAGUGCAGAUUUUCAACAUAUCUGGAGUUUUUAAUCCGACUGAGAAGGUUUGUUUUUGAGAGCUAUGAUGUGAACAUUGUUGCAUGCUUUCUCAUUCAACGUGAAGAUUGAUUUAUGUGUGUAUGCGUGUGUGUGUGUGUGUGCGUGCGUGUGUGUGUUUGAAGCAUGUGUUUACUGUGGGAGCUCACCGAUUUUUUUCAAUGUAAAAAAAAAAAAAGCAACACACACACGACUGUAUUUUGUCAGGCAAUGCAGUAUCGCAAUAAAGAUUGCAAUAUCUGUA
This is a messenger RNA of Poecilia latipinna (sailfin molly), 5430 nucleotides long. RefSeq names its product Ras and Rab interactor 1b (gene rin1b). The record is from RefSeq and is a predicted model, not a curated record. NCBI's taxonomy places the organism in Eukaryota, Metazoa, Chordata, Actinopteri, Cyprinodontiformes, Poeciliidae. Gene Ontology annotation, biological process: vesicle-mediated transport. Gene Ontology annotation, molecular function: guanyl-nucleotide exchange factor activity; small GTPase binding. The transcript is spliced from 11 exons. Gene Ontology annotation, cellular component: cytosol; endocytic vesicle. Bases 1 to 2370 code for a protein of 789 amino acids.